UUAUUUAUUUGUUAAUUGUUAAAGUUAAAUAUUGCUGGUCAUAGUCAUGAUCAGUAUAGUGGGGACAGAAUUGAUGGGGGUUUAUAAUUGGUACUAAUUGAGUACUGAUAGCCAACGUUGCAUUGCAUGUCAAUUAGCAAUCUAACUCCAAGUGCUGGUAUGGUGUGCUAAGUGAACAAUGUCCCGGGGAUGGCACGACCUUUUGUUAACUAUUGAAGAAUGUCAUUAGUAGGUCGUAUAUCCCAUUUUAAGUAAUUAUCAUGUUGAGGUGACCGAAGCUCGACCGCUGGUCAGAUGACCAGCUACGUGGUCAACUUUUGGUCAGGUAAUGGGGAGACGUGGCGCUGUCGUGGCAUCUACGUCACGAUUCCUAUAAAAACAGCGCCCAUCUCGACUUAGAGAAAACGGGAGAACCGGGAGAGAGAGAGAGAGACAGAGAGCGGACAAAGCACACAGAGCACGGAGAGGGCUAAGACAGAAUGCUCCAAUAACGUCAUGAACGGACAUCUAUACUGAUGCCUCCGUUUGAACAUAUUUUGUACUAUUGUAUUUAGCAUUGUGUAAUGCUGAAGCUGUACCUGACUUAACGAUUUGGUGGCGGUAUGUCUCGUAUCCUGGUGUAAUAAACGAAUGAAUUGGAACCUGGGUUGAACUCUGUUUAUUUAAGCACACGUAGACACAUGAAGUGUUACACAAGCCAAAGGUUCACAGGGGCAGGAGUCGUAGUUUGACACACGUACACCGCGCGCCAACAUUAUCGACUGCAGGGCCAGCUCCCAUGCAGUGAAUAUUAGUCUGCAGAUGGGCUUCACUUAUAACGGCAGUUCGUUGUCAUGUGUGCGUUAAGACAUCAAUAGGAUACAGAUAGCUGGGAUUAGAGGAUAUUUUUCCGUAUCACUAACUUGCUCCAAAACUUAAUGAAAAUCUCAUCACGUGCCACACUCCAGCUAUUGUGAAUGACUUCAUCUUCCUAGUUCCAUAUUUAAGGCUGCUUGUUGACCACUGACCCAUGCUCAAAUUGUGAUGCAGACAUGUUUGCCAUGCACAGAAAGCUUGUCCGUUACGUUGUCCUAGUGCUUACAGUUUUUCUGUUAGUAUUUAUUAUUCUAAAAAGACAAAGUGUGCCUACAUCACUCUCUCAGUAUUGGUAUGAUCCGGCGCCUUUGACUUAUUCAAGUCGGGAUGGAAUUGAAUCAAAAAUCAAUGAAAAGUUGAAUCGUCCACUCAAAGGAGAAGCCUUUAGUCCAGUUAUUACACAGUUUUUAAAGGGAAAGGGCAAGUCAUCACCAGGACUAGAAAUUCAGACGCAAGCAGUCAGUUUAUUAAAAACAAGGGACACCUUGCUGACGCUCAAGGAACAGGAUAUGGUUCAGCAAUGCAAGCGUACAGCGAUUAAAGACAGGUCAAGAGAUUACGGCAGGUUCUUUAAUAAGGAAACAGAAGGAAUUCGUCGCACACACCAUACAUACCUAAACGAGAACUCUCUAAUGAUGGAGGUAGGAGGAAAUUGGGGAUGGGAUGCCGGGAACUUCACCAAACUCUAUAACCCAAGAUACAUCAUUCUGGAACCUUUGGAACCCUAUGUUGAAAUAUUGGAGAAGAAAUUUGAGAAUAAAUCCAAUGUUAAUGUAUAUAAUUUAGGCCUAGGAGCAAAGAACGAGACCAUAAUGGUUAAGAUUGAGGGGAACAAUGCGUGCGCAACAUCUAAAUUUUCUGGGAAAGGAGGAAAUGUUCCUAUCUUCAUCAUAGAGGCGACAUCAUUCAUGACAAGUCUCGGGGUAGGAGUGUUUGAUGUCGACCUCCUCACUUUGAAUUGUGAAGGAUGUGAAUUUGAGGCUUUGAACAAUCUUCUGAGUUAUAAUAUUAUAGAGAAUUUUAAGAACAUUCAGUGGGCUACUCAUAGUUUACUGAAGGGAGUGAAAGACCCGAUAGGACAGUACUGUAAGAUAACGGCUCUACUCUCACGCACUCACCGACCUACUUAUCAGUAUAAACUGAACUGGGAGAGCUGGCGACGAAAAGAUAUCAAGUAAAAACCUGAUAGAUAAUAUACAGGUUGGACGCGAGUGACAGGGUGAAAUUGUCUUGUGGGCAAUAUUUGAUUGAGGGAUUAAACGAGUUAGUUCUACAGAGGACAGACUUAUGGGUCCUCCAACAAUAAAAACCUGUGAAGUUCAGUUUAAUAAUGGCCGGUUAUACCAUCUGCGGGUAACUUUCAUCAUGUGAGUGAUUUUAUCAAUGUUUUUUUUUUUACCAUGGCGUAAUGCAUAAAGAUGUCCAUUGAUCUAAUAACAGUGAUUCUGUGUGCAGUUAACAAGUACACAUCUCGGUGUGUGUAUAUUAUUCACAGGUAUUUAUUCCAUUGCACUAUAUUCAAUGGCCACAAAUACAGCAAUCCAUUUAUACAGUUUCUCGGGAUUUGGUUUCGCUUUAUUCGCGGUCAUUACAUAAAGUGCAAAAAUAUUAAGCAUCAAAACGAUUAAGUACAUUCACAUUCCUUCGACAUGUGAUUUGGUUGUUGACCCUGUAAACAAGGAAUGAUGUAAUUUUUGGCUCUAAAAAAUCAUCUAAAAACAAAUUCUAAAUUUAGGGGAUUUUGUGAGAUAUGAUAUAAAAUAAUCAAAUGUUUUCACAGAUGGAAGUGUCUUCAGGUGAUAUUCUCAAAUUAUGAAUUUCAUUACCCUUGGGUCUCACAUUUCCCUGGCAGGGGGCAGAGACAUAUAUAUCUGUAUACAACUUUUAUAUGUCUCUGGCAGGGGGCCGGGGGAGUAAAUUUACAAUAAGUUUAUAUAGGGAAAUCACAUUUUUGAGCUUAAAAACUCCGUAUGGGAUGGCAUUUUGAUGGUAUGUAUAUAUAAUGGCCGGAGUGAGUGAGGGGUGGGCCCUAGUGUUGUCAGAUUUGUGCUGAAUUUUCCACAAUUUCAUUGCUUACAUUGUAUCAGGCUGUCAUGAUCAAAUGCUUGAUCAAAUGCAUGAUCAUGACCUUAACCUACUUUCAAGGUCACAUGACCCUGUUGGUGGGCAAAUGCAGACCCACUGGCCGCUUGUAAGAUUUAAUAAACAAGUACAAGUACAUGUAUAUUUAAUGUUGUGGUAAAUAAUGUUCACUAGUGUGAAAAUGUGUGAGUUAUAUGUAUGUUUCAUUUUUAGCUCACCUGCCCGAAGGGUAAGUGAGCUUAUGCCGUGGCGCGGCGUCCGUCGUCCGGCCGGCGUCAACUUUUCCAUUCA
This is a messenger RNA of Pecten maximus, 3228 nucleotides long. RefSeq lists its product as uncharacterized. The transcript is spliced from 3 exons. The coding region runs from base 1032 to 2033 and encodes 333 amino acids. NCBI's taxonomy places the organism in Eukaryota, Metazoa, Mollusca, Bivalvia, Pectinida, Pectinidae. The record is from RefSeq and is a predicted model, not a curated record.